Molecule: messenger RNA, 1478 nt
Organism: Botrytis sinoallii
Lineage: Eukaryota; Fungi; Ascomycota; Leotiomycetes; Helotiales; Sclerotiniaceae
Exons: 2
Coding region: 52-1392 (446 amino acids)
Biological process (GO): 'de novo' cotranslational protein folding; regulation of translational fidelity
Cellular component (GO): cytosol
Molecular function (GO): ribosome binding; Hsp70 protein binding
Source: RefSeq, a predicted model, not a curated record
GCCUUUUCUUUCUCCCCUCCAACUUGUAAAUAAAGCAUUCAAUAAUUAAAAAUGGCGUCUCAUACUCAAGUCGCUUUACCUCUCCCUGUCCUUCCAGAAGGAUGGUCCGCCGAGAAGGAUUUCAACGCCGUUGGCAGCGUUUCUGCUGCAACUCAACGAAGCCUUGAGCCUGUUGGUCCUCACUUUCUCGCUCACGCCCGCAGAGCUCGUCACAAGCGUACCUUCUCUGAGGAUGACCGUCUCGAAGCCCAGAACAACGUCAAGAAAAUCGAAGAUGAUGACCUUGGCGAGAUCAGCGAAGCUGAAGACCCAAUGAUGUUGUCCAGAGAUGCUAAGGACUGGAAGAACCAAGAUCACUAUGCUGUUCUCGGGCUCAGCAAAUACAGAUACAAGGCUACAGAAGAUCAAAUCAAGAAGGCACACAGAAAGAAGGUCUUGAAGCAUCACCCUGAUAAGAGAGCUGCCACCGGUGCCACCGAAGAUGACAACUUCUUCAAGUGCAUUCAAAAGGCCACCGAUCUCCUCCUUGAUCCCGUCAAGCGUCGCCAAUUCGAUUCCGUUGAUGAAGCCGCCGAUGUUGCACCACCAUCCAAGAAAGACCAAAAGGACCAGAAACUCUUUUACAAGAAGUGGAACUCAUGUUUCAAGGCCGAGGGUCGUUUCUCCAAGGUGCAGCCAGUCCCCAAGUUUGGUGAUAUCAACAGCUCCAAGGAGGAGGUCGAGAAUUUCUACAACUUCUUCUACAACUUCGAUUCAUGGAGAUCGUUUGAAUACCAAGAUGAGGACGUUCCAGAUGAUAACGAGAACCGUGAUCAAAAAAGACACAUGGAGCGUAAGAACAACAACGCACGUAAGAAGAAGAAGACCGAGGAUUCUGCUCGUCUAAGAAAAUUGUUGGAUGAUGCUUCCGCUGCUGAUGAGCGUAUCAAGCGUUUCAGACAAGAAGCAAGCAAGGAGAAGAACAAGAAGAAGUUCGAGAGAGAGGAAGCUGAGGCCAAGGCCAAGGCUGAGAAGGAAGCUCAAAAAUUGGCCGCCGAGAAGGAAGCCAAGGAAGCCGAGGAGAAGGCUAAGGCCGACAAGGAGCAAGGAAAGAAGGCCAAGGAAGCCGCUAAGGCAGCUGUCAAGAAGAACAGACGUAUCUUGAAGGGCAGUGUCAAGGAUGCCAACUACUUUGUCGGAAGUGGAGAUGCACCAGCAUCUGCUAUUGACGGUGUCUUGAACGAUGUUGAGUUGGUUCAAGGCAAGAUCGAUCCCGAUGAGUGCGCUGCUUUGGCUGGCAAGCUCAACGGCUUGAAGAUCGCCGAUGAGAUCAAGAGUGUCUGGAGCGAGGAGGUCAAGAGAUUGGUUGGUGCUGGUAAGCUCAAGGAGGGUGAUGCCAAGAACCUUGCUUAGAGUUUAGAAUCUUGUACUUGUACAUGAUGGGGCGUAGUGGUAGAAAUAAUUAGAUAUAGAAUGAUACUUCAUGACCUUUCUAGUAA